UUUUAAUUUAUUUUUGCCCUUUGUUUCGUUUUGUGCUGUAAUUUGGAAAGGAGGAGCGUCCCUCCCAAUUAGCCUUAUUAUUAUUCUCUCUAUGCUUGGAGACUCCACUACUUCCGUCUUGGGCGGCGGCGCCGGAGGAGAUGCCGCCGUACCGGCGACGACGACGCGUCGUCAAGAUGGGCUCAUGGGGGACAUGGAUGAGAAUAAUAACAAUUCUGGUGAAGAUGAGAGAGGGAGAAGCAGCGGUGGUGGAGGUGACGACGGUGACCGGAGCUUUGGCGGAAACCGGUGGCCGAGACAAGAAACUUUAGCUCUCUUGAAAAUACGGUCAGAAAUGGACGUGGCUUUUCGAGAUGCAAGCGUUAAAGGCCCUUUGUGGGAGCAAAUUUCCAGGAAAUUGGGGGAGCUUGGGUAUCAUCGAAGUGCAAAGAAAUGCAAAGAGAAAUUUGAGAAUGUUUACAAAUAUCACAAAAGAACUAAAGAAGUUAGAAGUGGAAAACCAGAUAGCAAAACUUAUAAGUUCUUCGAACAAUUGGAAGCUCUAGAAAAUCACCCUCCUCUUAAUUUCCACUCCCAUUUGUCUAAACCAACUCCUCCGCCACCCCUACCGCCGCCGCCUACUACCGUCAUUUCCCACAUUCCUUCUACUACUGUUCCAUCCGCCAACACCACCACCCUACCUCACUUAUUGAACAUAUCGUUUUCUCAACCAAACCCCACAAUUCACCUCCCAUCUCCUCCGCCGCCUCCCGCUCCGUUGCCAUUGAAUAACCCUACAAGUUUGCCCACCACCGUCCCUCCCGCUGUCCCUUUCCAAAUCAAUGUCUCUUCCACGGGAAUGGGAAUGGGGUUUCAAAGCAUUGAAGCGGAUCUCAUCUCGAACUCGACUUCUGAUGAUGUCAACUCGUCCACAUCAUCAGACGAGGCGUCAAGACGGAGGAGGAGGAAGAGAAAAUGGAAGGACUUUUUUGAGAGAUUGAUGAAGGAAGUGAUUGAAAAACAAGAGGAAAUGCAAAAGAGGUUCUUGGAAGCAAUUGAGAAGAGGGAACAAGAGAGAGUUUUGAGAGAAGAAGCUUGGAGGAUGCAAGAGAUGGCCAAAAUCAAUAGAGAAAGAGAGAUUUUAGCUCAAGAGAGAUCAAUGGCGGCUGCAAAAGAUGCCGCCAUUACAUCCUUCCUUCAAAAAAUAACUGAAUCCCAGCACAACAAUAACAACAACACAUCUCAGCCGUCGCCGCCACCGCCGCCACCAGCACCACCAUCGCAGCAACAACAAAUUCCAACGUCAAAUCCGACACCAGUUGUGCAUCCACAACAGCAGCUGCAACCACCACCGCCGCCCGCACCACAAGCUUCCACAUUGCAAGUGGUUGUUCCUAAUUCCACCCCACAAAAAGUGGGGAGUAAUAAUGAAUUGUUGCAAAUGGAGAUAAUGAAGAUGGAUCAUAAUGGUGGGGAGAAUUAUAGCAUUAGCCCAGCUUCAAGCUCAUCAAGAUGGCCAAAAGUUGAAGUUCAAGCACUCAUCAAAUUGAGAACAAACCUUGAGACCAAAUAUCAAGAGAAUGGGCCAAAAGGGCCAUUGUGGGAAGAGAUAUCAUCAGCCAUGAUGAAACUUGGGUACAAUAGAAAUGCAAAGAGGUGCAAAGAGAAAUGGGAGAACAUAAACAAAUACUUCAAGAAAGUGAAAGAAAGUAGAAAAACAAGGCCUGAGGACUCCAAGACUUGCCCUUAUUUUCACCAGCUCGAUGCUUUGUAUAGGGAAAAGAGCAACAACAACAACAACAUGAUGGCAUCUUCUACGCCGAUUAUGCAACAUCAACAGCAGCCAUUGAUGGUUCGACCCGAGCAACAAUGGCCUCCUCAACAAGAGAUCACUCGACCUGACUCGGGAAAUGAGGAAAUGGAGAGCGAACCAAUGGAUCGUGAUGAUAAAGACGAUGACGAAGAAGAUGAAGAGGAAGAGGAAGAGGAUGAAGGUGGAGGGAACUAUGAGAUUGUGGCGAGCAAACCGGCUUCCGUGACUGCUGCAGAGUGAGUGAGGACAAAACAUGUUGUAACUCUCUGAAAAAGCUCAAAGCAAGGUUAGGGGUCGGAAAGGGUUGUCGGGCGGGUAAGCCGGGCGAGUUUUUUUCAAUGUGGAAAGAAUAUUCAAUUGAAUAUGUUGUUCAUACACACACACUCACAUAAGUUACUGGAAGAAAUGAGGGGAAUUAAAGGGAAAAAGAUAGGGUGUGAGGGGUGGGUUGAGAAAUUGUAGAAUAGAGUUCGGCGAGAGUUAUAUGUUUUUUCCAAUUUAAUAAUUUAUUUAUUUUUUUUGGCCUAAAAAAUGGAAUAAAAGUUUGGGGUUUUAGAGAGAGAGAGAAUGGAGUUUAAGGUUUCACAAACAAGAAAUAAAGAGAGACUCUUUUCUAGUGUUGUAGUUUGUCA
Cucumis melo (muskmelon) is the source of this 2424-nucleotide messenger RNA. RefSeq names its product trihelix transcription factor DF1. NCBI's taxonomy places the organism in Eukaryota, Viridiplantae, Streptophyta, Magnoliopsida, Cucurbitales, Cucurbitaceae. The transcript is spliced from 2 exons. The record is from RefSeq and is a predicted model, not a curated record. The coding region runs from base 92 to 2032 and encodes 646 amino acids.